Scleropages formosus (Asian bonytongue) is the source of this 2078-nucleotide messenger RNA. Its product is annotated as tumor necrosis factor receptor superfamily member 14-like. Gene Ontology annotation, molecular function: protein binding. Bases 305 to 1066 code for a protein of 253 amino acids. The transcript is spliced from 10 exons. Lineage: Eukaryota; Metazoa; Chordata; Actinopteri; Osteoglossiformes; Osteoglossidae. Gene Ontology annotation, cellular component: external side of plasma membrane. The record is from RefSeq and is a predicted model, not a curated record. Gene Ontology annotation, biological process: defense response to Gram-negative bacterium; defense response to Gram-positive bacterium; positive regulation of cytokine production involved in immune response.
UUUCUUUGGUGCAAUUUUUUUUUGUAUUCCCGCUUCUCAUUUUCGAUAUUUCAAUUCUGUAGAGACAGCAACACGGAUCAUGGUGUGUUAUUGAUAUUUUCAUAAUAUUACAAGUGUUUUGUAGUGGUCGGCGGUCGCGGAAACGUCGUCAACAGGUGGGGAGGGACAUGCGGUACAUCAGUCCUGACUCCUGUCCGUCUGUCCGAUUCUUCACACAGUUCUCAGGUUUCCCCCAUGAAGCUCAAUCGUGGAAGAUACACAUUCCGGUUUCAGCCUCAGGAGAGAAGAAUUAACAAUAAAAUCAAUGUGUUCGGACAGACAGAUCCUGAAAACACUUGUGAUGGUUUCAGUAUUUCUCCUGCCCCUCAGCUGUGUCUGUAAAGGAUGUAAAGCAGCUGAAUAUAAAAUAGGUCCGGAGUGCUGUCCUAUGUGUGCACCAGGGUUCCAUGUGUACAAACACUGUACAGAACGCACCAGUACCUCCUGUGUUCCCUGUACUGGAUCCACUUUCACUGACAAACCAAACGGUGUUACUAAAUGUGGUCCCUGUACCCUGUGUGACCAUGGUCUUAGUUUGAAGACAGUGAAGGAGUGUAAACCCUCUUCAGACGCAGUGUGUGGAGCCCUGGAAGGGAACUAUUGUAUUGAUCCUUAUGAAGGAGGAUGUAGAGCAGCAAAGGAACACACAACCUGCAAACCUGGACACUUCAUCAGACACCCUGGAACAGACUCUACUGACACCGUGUGUGAAAUCUGCCCUGAAAGGUCUUUCUCAAAUGGAUCUUCAAUCUCCUGUACACCACACACAGAUUGUGAAUCCAAAGGACUUCCUACAAUCAAACCAGGAGACAGUGUGUCAGACUCUCAGUGUGGAAAUAAGAGUUGGGAGAUGAUCGUAUUUUUGAGUUUACUAGGAAUGUCAGUAGUAUUACUAGCUGGAGGAGGAGUAAUAGGAUAUUUUUUUUAUAUCAAAAGAAAAAGAAAACAACCUAACCGGGUGUUACGGAUGCGGAGGAAGGACGUGCAGCACGGAAGCACAACUUCUGAAGCGACAUUUUCUGCAUAAGGUUCAAAGGGCGCACACGGAAAACCCAAAGGCUGUCCCUAUGAUGACAUAAAGAUCAACUCAGAUUCAGUCAGAGAUCAACAAGAGCAGUGAAAAACCCACCAAGAAACCAUUUACCACACUGGACACUUGAAUCUGGGACUGAUCUGGGAUCAGUUAGUGGCCUUUCAGAGGACCUCAGUUUUCACAUCUUAAGGCAUAAAAAAGAAGAGGAGGAAAAAGAUGGAAAAUGUAGGAAAUAAUAUUUGGUGAAAACUGCUGAACACAUGUUUUUGAAAGGGUUCCACAGAUGAAUUAUGGGUAAUGGAUGGCCAAAGACACAUUUCCAGGAGGAUCUCUGGUUCAUACCAUGACCGCACCUUGCAUCUUGUUUACACCAGAGAACAGAAGUGUGUACUUUAACUGUCCAGCUGUGUAACCCUGCCCAGGUCUUGCAGAGAAGCCAAAGUUAUCAUCCAUGGACCGCCAUGACAUAUGAGCUCAUCGAGGAGUUCCACUUCUGCUCCAUUCUUGAUGGCAACAGGACAACUUGGUUUACAUCUGAGAACCACCGAGAGAAGGUCACGCAUUGAUACGUUACAUUUACUGAAGACGGUCGCUGCUGGUCUUUGUGCCUUUAGACUCUAACUGAAGGAACACCAACAAACAGUGCUUGACAUCAAGACACUGGACAGAGAAACAGCACGUUGUGGUCACGCUUCCAUCACAUGUGACAUCUGGUACAGGCUCAACUUCCUCUUUUUCAAAUGCAGUAAACUGUUUCUGGAUACAAUUCAGUAUUCAUUCCUUUUUCUCUUUGGCUGUUUUGUGAUAAAACCAUUGUUUAUUGUUCGCUGUGUGCGUCUCCCAGUACAAAGUAUAAUAAAACAGCAGCAGAAGUAGGACAAGCAGUACAAUUUACAGUUCUAAACCCGAAACAAAGGCAGCAGCCGGAACCACUUCGGACUCUUGACAAGAUCACAUAUUUUUGUGAAUAACACAAUGUGUUAAUAUUUGUUUCAAUGUGAUAUUU